Molecule: messenger RNA, 957 nt
Organism: Sphaeramia orbicularis (orbiculate cardinalfish)
Lineage: Eukaryota; Metazoa; Chordata; Actinopteri; Kurtiformes; Apogonidae
Product: olfactory receptor 52Z1-like
Exons: 1
Coding region: 1-957 (318 amino acids)
Biological process (GO): G protein-coupled receptor signaling pathway
Cellular component (GO): plasma membrane
Molecular function (GO): G protein-coupled receptor activity; olfactory receptor activity
Source: RefSeq, a predicted model, not a curated record
AUGCUGUUACACAUCAAUACAACUAUAAAAUACUUUACCAUCACUGGAUUCCCUGGACUUCUACCGGAGUACUAUGAACCAGUGUCUAUUCUACUUUUCCUCCUUUACCUUGUUAUCGUUGCAGGAAAUGUUUUUAUUAUAAUCUUUAUUGCAUAUGUAGGGACUCUUCACAAACCACCAUACUGGAUCUUUUUCCACCUUGCAAUGACAGACAUCAUAUUUGGCACCGUGACACUUCCUAAAGUUAUUUCCAGGUACUGGUGGAAUGAUGAGGUGUCUUCAUUUGCUUCCUGCUUUGCACAGAUGUAUUUUGUCCAUGCUAUGGGAGCUACUCAUUCUUUAAUUUUGCUGAUGAUGGCUUUAGAUCGGUUUGUUGCUAUAUGGUUUCCUUUUCAGUAUCCUGUUGUUAUCACAAACAAAUCGAUUUCUAUUGCUUGCUGCGUCUGUUGGACUGUGACGUUGAUACGGAUGGUUGGUGUCGUGUCUCAUGCCUUAACUUUGUCUUACUGUGACAAAAACAUAAUCAAACAAUGCUACUGUGACCAUUACACAAUAACUAAUCUUGGGUGUAAUACUGAUGAAGUUGUUUUCGUUAAAUGGGUGGCUCUUUAUAUGGCUUUAAUCGGUCUCCUAGUUCCUUUAAGCUUCAUAAUCUUCUCUUACUUUUCUAUUAUUAUCGCCGUUCUGAAAACGUCUCAAGCUGAAAGCCGCUACAAACUGUUGGCCACAUGUGCACCUCAGAUUUUUAUCACCUGCCUUUAUUAUGUACCAAGAUGUUUUAUUUACAUCGCCACCAAUCUGAAUUUCAAGAUCGAGCCUGAAGCCCGAGUUGUUAUCACCAUGAUGUACAGCCUCAUACCCGCCGCAGUUAAUCCACUUAUAUACUGUUUCAAGACAAAAGAUAUUAAAGAAGCUUUAUUACAAAUAUUAAAAAAAAAAAAGUUAACUUUGCAAUAA